Molecule: messenger RNA, 1846 nt
Organism: Paramecium sonneborni
Lineage: Eukaryota; Ciliophora; Oligohymenophorea; Peniculida; Parameciidae
Source: the annotation of a GenBank genome assembly
AUGAUGGUAAUGAUAUCUCCUAUGAUGGAUGUUAUUAAUGCUAACAAUUGUUAAAUUUGUGAAAAAGGAAAAUGUAAGUAAUUUUAGCUUUUAGAUUGUGAUGAUUGUUAAAAUGAAAUAUGUCAAUUGUAUAAAGAAUAAAUAAUUUAAGAAGAAAGUGAAUGUGGAGAUGGGUUAAAGUAAGAAUAAGAAGAGUGCGAUGAUGGAAAUAAUUUAAAUAAUGAUGGAUGUUCUGAUCAUUGUUUUAUUGAAAAUGGAUGGAAUUGCACUCAAUUUUCUUACAAAUUAAAUUAAUGUUAUAAAAUAACCUUAAUGUAAUUAACAUACUUAUUCCAACACUACGAAGUUUAAUAAAUAAAGUUGUCUUAUACUAAUGAAGUCAAGCUUGAUGAAACAAAAAUUAUUUUCAUUGAUAACUCAUCAUUUUUUAUUUCUUAAUUGAAAAAUGAAUAGUACAACAUCAAAGUCACACCCAGAUCUAAUUUAACACAAAUAACAGUUUAAUAAACUCGAAAGGUUGAUUACAUAAUUGACAUCAUAUUUCAUGAAAAUUUAGACUCAAAACCUAUUUUGACUGUUAAUAUAUCUGCUUUAUUAUGGGACAUAAAUUCUAUGCCUAUCUAUCCAAACACUUAACAAUUUGAGCUCUUAACUCCAUAAAUCAUUAGUUCUACUUAACUAGAGAGAUCAAUUACAAUUAAAUAUGUAGGAUUAAGCUUAUAAAUAGGAUUGAGUGGCUAUGGAGCAAUAUUAUUGAUGACUGGCUAAAUCAUGCAAUUUUUAGACAUCUUAGACAUUUUACAAUAUUAAUCUUAUCUAAAAUAUGUAAAUGUCAAUUAUCCAGAAAAUUUAUAAAUCUAUUUUGAUUCUUCUAAUUUUUUAACACUGUCUCCAAUUUUAAAUUACUUUAAAAUAGUAUAAUUAUUUAAUUCUAUUCUUGGUGAAAAUGUUUUAAUGAGUAUCGGGAAGUUUAAUUAAUAUGAAAUUAAUGCAGAUUUUUUAACAAAUAUACAAGCAUAAAUAUUAUAAUUAGCCUCAUUAAUAAUACUAUUUUUGCUGUCACUCUGUUAUUAAAGAUUAGUAAGAAAAAUAUAAUCUUUUUAAUUCAAAAUGCUUCAGUGAAUAAAACUCAAAUUUAUUAAAAUAUCUAUAAUUAAAACUUUAUCUUUUACAGAAAAGUAUCGUUUUUUCAACCAAAGUCAUGAGUAAAGAAAAAUUAUUAUAAAUGUUUCAUGUAAAUAGCUAGGAUUUAAUUUUUAAAGUACUUUUGUUUUUAUUUUCAAAUACAACUAAUAGCACUAGAUAAUAAAUAUCUAAUUAUAUUUGUAUAAUAUUUUUGACGUCUACUUUCUUUAUUAUGAUUCGCCCAAUCAGAAAUUUAUAUAAUAAAAUUAAUAGAUAAAUAAAUAUAGAAUAAUAAUAUGAGAGCAUAAUUUUGAUGAGAAAGCUGCUGUUUUUUUUAUUUUUAAUAGGAACACAAAAUCAUCCAUUACUUGAAUGCCUUAUGCUUUCAUUUUCUUUUGCUCUUAAUCUAAUUUUAAUAACUUAUUGCAAAUUAAUAAAAUAAAAAGUUGAUUUAGUGUUUGUAUUUUGGGUCGAAAUUCCAGUAAUUGCAUUUAUUUAGAUUAAUAACUUAUAUUGUUAAGAUUUUUCAAAUCAUAUUCCAUACAGUUCUAAAAUCAAUUUAGGAUUCUUUUAAAUAGGGCUAUUAAUUUUUGGUAUUCUAGGUCCACUUGUUAAAUCUAUGAUAUAGCUUUAUGAUCGAAUAAAGAAAACCUUAUAAAAAAGGGAAAAAUAGUAGAAGAAUAUUUAGACAAUUAAGAUAUUUGCAGAAAUUAAAAUUUGA